Molecule: messenger RNA, 1203 nt
Organism: Vitis vinifera (wine grape)
Lineage: Eukaryota; Viridiplantae; Streptophyta; Magnoliopsida; Vitales; Vitaceae
Product: polygalacturonase
Exons: 4
Coding region: 1-1203 (400 amino acids)
Biological process (GO): carbohydrate metabolic process
Molecular function (GO): polygalacturonase activity
Source: RefSeq, a predicted model, not a curated record
AUGGGGAGGCUGUUGGACAUAAGUUAUUUUCUUUCACUCUUCUUCAUCCUCAUCAUCAUCAUUUUAAACCCUUCUUCAUCUGCUACUCAAGUUUACGAUGUCAAGAGUUUUGGAGCUAAACCCGAUGGCCUAAGCGACUCCACCAAAGCAUUCCUCAAUGCUUGGGCUGCAGCAUGUGCCUCCACGGCUUCCUCCAUCAUAUUUGUACCAAAAGGACGCUAUUUGCUUCACCCUGCUGUGUUUUCAGGCCGAUAUUGUACAAGCGCCCGUAUCACAAUUCUCAUUAAUGGAACCCUGGUGGCUCCAGCUGACUACCGCAUUCUCGGAAAAGCUAACAAUUGGCUCAGCUUUGAAGGAGUUAGUGGCGUUUCUAUCUUGGGAGGGGCUUUUGAUGCCAAAGGACCUGCUUUGUGGGCUUGCAAAGCUGCAGGAAACCAACAUUGUCCAAGCGGAGCCACGACGCUGAGCUUUACCAACUCCAACAACAUUAUGAUAAAGGGAAUGUUAUCAUUAAACAGUCAGAUGUUCCACAUUGUCAUAAAUGGCUGCAGCAAUGUGCGCCUUCAAGGAGUCAACAUCAUAGCAUCCGGAAACAGCCCAAACACAGACGGCAUUCACGUCCAGCGUUCAACCAACAUCGCCAUUAUCCGCUCCACCAUCAGAACUGGUGAUGACUGCAUAUCAAUCGGUCCAGGCACCAAGAACUUGUGGAUGGAAGGCAUCGAAUGCGGUCCAGGUCACGGCAUCAGCAUAGGAAGCCUGGCCAAGGAUUUGGAAGAAGAAGGGGUGCAAAAUGUGACAGUAAAAAAUGCAGCUUUUACAGGUACCCAAAAUGGGUUGAGGAUUAAGAGUUGGGCCAGGGCCAGCACAGGAUUCGUCAAGGGGGUCCAUUUUGAAGGAGUCACCAUGGACAAUGUCCAAAGCCCCAUCGUCAUAGACCAGAACUACUGUCCCCAUAAUCAAGGUUGCCCUUCUCAGGAAUCAGGGGUAAAAGUGAGUGACGUGACAUACAAGGGAAUUCGAGGAACAUCAGCCACAAAGGUUGCAGUAAAAUUUGACUGCAGUGCUGCAAAUCCAUGUACAUCGCUAAGACUAGAAGAUGUAAAACUAACUUACACAAAUGAGGAUCAAGUGGCUCAAGCAUCUUGUAGCAAUGCAAACGGAAAGGCCUAUGGUUUGGUCCAGCCAAAUAGUUGUUUGUAA